GGGAGCGGAGGGACCCAGAGCAAUAGGCGUUUACAAGGCUGCUACAGCAAUUAUGCUUCCUCAAGUAAGAGGAAGGAAUCCCGCGGGCAGCGUGAGACUUUCUCUUUUCACUAUACUGAGGAGUCCCUUUUCAGCGGGGAUCUAGACUGGUCGACGCGGCGGGCGUUUUGUCUUCCAGACUCCUAGAGGGGGAAAAAACCAGCACCUGACCGCUUUAUUCCCCGCACUUCGUAGACGGCGAAACACAGGGGGAAGAGGAGGGGCAGGAUGGAUGCUGUGGGUGACUUGAUGCCUACGCAAGUUCUUCCAAAACACAUAUUGGAUGUAUGGGUCAUUGUCCUGAUUAUCCUGGUCACCAUUGUUAUCAUGACAUCCUUAGUACUGUGCCCGGCAACAGUUGUGAUUAUUUACAGAGUGCGGACACACCCUAUACACAAUGGAGUUGUGUGAGACUUCCUUGGCUUUCACGGUGUGACUUCUUGUGAGAAACAUGAGGCUAAAGGGCAAGAGUUGACUUAUCAAGCUGUCUCUGAUAUUAAGCAGAGUGUAGAAGACACAACAGGAGAACACCAACCAGGGCAUGGCAGCAACAUCUGGACUGUAGUCACAAGAAGAAUUGUCAAAGUCUGCUUAUCCAUUCAGGCUGUAACUCUUAAGUUUUAAAUCCAGGACUUUAUCUCCAAUUGUGGAAUGCUCAGGUGGAUCAGGAUCCCAAAUUUCCUAUUUUGGUUUCUUGCUCUCUACUUAACAAAAUGUGUGUGUGUGUGUUUUUACUGAGCAAACUAAUCUGAAAGGCCAAGAAGAUGGUUGAAUCUGAUGCUGGAAAGGAAAUGCAAAAUAUAUCAUAAUAAAGACCUUCCGAUGGUUUCCAGAUGCAACUGCAUUAUAAGAACAACCUGCUUUAACUAUUCCAGUCAAAUAGCUAUUUCUUCCUGUAAGAACUGAAUGGGAUACUGUGGCCUCGGCCACACGGGCAGGAAAAUGCAGGGGGGAGGCGUGGCUGUUUGCCCUGGAGCAA
Molecule: messenger RNA, 1018 nt
Organism: Gekko japonicus
Lineage: Eukaryota; Metazoa; Chordata; Lepidosauria; Squamata; Gekkonidae
Gene: SMIM3
Product: small integral membrane protein 3
Exons: 2
Coding region: 268-450 (60 amino acids)
Source: RefSeq, a predicted model, not a curated record